Messenger RNA from Plasmodium relictum, 1551 nucleotides. RefSeq names its product dihydrolipoyllysine-residue succinyltransferase component of 2-oxoglutarate dehydrogenase complex, putative. The transcript has a single exon. Gene Ontology annotation, cellular component: oxoglutarate dehydrogenase complex. Gene Ontology annotation, molecular function: dihydrolipoyllysine-residue succinyltransferase activity. The record is from RefSeq and is a predicted model, not a curated record. Gene Ontology annotation, biological process: tricarboxylic acid cycle. NCBI's taxonomy places the organism in Eukaryota, Apicomplexa, Aconoidasida, Haemosporida, Plasmodiidae. Bases 1 to 1551 code for a protein of 516 amino acids.
AUGCAAAUAUUUAUAAUUUUUCGAAGAUACAUUAUUAUUAUUAAUAUAUUAAUUCAUAAUAUUUUAUUAAAUUUUUCUUUAGAUACUAUAAAAGUUCCUAGAUUAGGUGACUCAAUUACCGAAGGUACAAUAAACGAAUGGAAAAAAAAAGUUGGUGAUUAUGUUAAGGAAGAUGAAACCAUAGCAAUUAUUGAUACAGAUAAAGUAAGUGUUGAUAUAAAUUCCAAGUCAAAAGGAGUUUUACAUAAAGUUUUUGCUGAAGUUGGUGAUGUAGUACUUGUUGAUACUCCCCUAUGUGAAAUAGAUACUUCAGUAUUACCAUCAGAUAAUGUUUCAUCUACAAAAAAAAAGGAAAGCGAAAGCACCACGAAAAAAGUAGAAAUAGAUACUAUAAAAGUUCCUAGAUUAGGUGACUCAAUUACCGAAGGUACAAUAAACGAAUGGAAAAAAAAAGUUGGUGAUUAUGUUAAGGAAGAUGAAACCAUAGCAAUUAUCGAUACAGAUAAAGUAAGUGUUGAUAUAAAAUCCAAGUCAAACGGAGUUUUACAUAAAGUUUUUGCUGAAGUUGGUGAUGUAGUACUUGUUGAUAGUCCCCUAUGUGAAAUAGAUACUUCAGUAUUACCAUCAGAUAAUGUUUCAUCUACAAAAAAAAAGGAAAAUGAAAGCAUCAAGAAAAAAGUAGAAAAGGAAGAACAAAAGAUAAAUAGUGAAAGCUUAUCAGAUGUAAAAAAAACUGAAUAUAAUGUAACUGAAGGAAAAAAAACUGAAUAUAAUGUAAAUGAAGAAAAAAAAAAUGAAAAAAACGUAAAUGAAAAAAAAAUUAUAGAAACAAAUUAUGAAUAUGGAAAUGAAAGAAUAGAAAAAAGAGUUCGUAUGUUGCCAAUAAGAAAAAGGAUUGCUGAAAGGUUAAAAGAAUCACAAAAUACAUGUGCCUUAUUAACAACAUUUAACGAAUGUGAUAUGAGUAAAGCAAUGAUAUUUAGAAGUGAGUUAAAAGAUAUAUUUCAAAAAAAAUAUGGAUGUAAAUUAGGUUUUGUAUCAUUAUUCAUAUAUGCAUCAACAUUAGCUUUAAAAAAAAUGCCGCAAGUAAAUGCAUUCAUAGAAAAAGAUGAAAUUGUUUAUAAAAAUUAUAUUGAUAUAUCUGUAGCAGUAGCUACACCUAAUGGAUUAACUGUUCCAGUUAUUCGAGAUUGUCAAAAUAAAAAAUUACCACAGAUAGAACAAGCAUUAUCUGAAUUAGCAACGAAAGCAAGAUCUAAUAAAUUAUCAUUAGAUGAUUUCACUGGUGGUACUUUUACUAUAUCAAAUGGAGGAGUGUUUGGUAGUAUGUUAAGUACCCCUAUAGUUAACAUGCCUCAAUCAGCUAUUUUAGGUAUGCAUACUAUCAAAAAUAGACCAGUUGUCGUUAAUAAUGAAAUUGUGAUUAGACCCAUUAUGUAUUUAGCUUUGACAUAUGAUCAUAGAUUACUAGACGGAAGAGAUGCUGUACAAUUUUUGUGCGCAAUUAGAGACUAUAUAGAAAAUCCAAAUCUUAUGUUAAUAGAUUAUUAA